This is a messenger RNA of Meloidogyne enterolobii, 412 nucleotides long. The record is from the annotation of a GenBank genome assembly. Lineage: Eukaryota; Metazoa; Nematoda; Chromadorea; Rhabditida; Meloidogynidae.
GUUUUUGUUCUUUUAAUUAUUUGCUGGGCUUGGUAUACUUAUAUUAUUGAAAAUUCUGGAUGAUGUUAUUAUUAGAAUUAUUUAUCUUUUAAUUGUCCAUUUGCUUUUAUUUAUGUUUUUAUGGUCAUAUAUUAAAACUGUGAUCUCAACGAUUGGAAAGCCUUCAGAAUUGUUUCAUAUACCUAUAGAAGUUCGUGAAUAUAUUGCUGCUGCCACAAAUGAUCAUGAAUUUCGUUCAAUAUUGGAAGAAUUUGUUAAAGAAAGGAAUAUUCCUUUGUUAACUAGGGGGUAUGAUGGAGGGAUACGUUUUUGUUUAAAAUGUUCUUGUGUUAAACCUGAUCGUGCUCAUCAUUGCUCUGUUUGUGGCCAUUGUGUUUUAAAAUUUGAUCAUCACUGCCCAUGGUUUGUUUGA